CCCAUUGCUUAUAAGGCUAUUAAAGCCUCCCCAAGCUCAACACACAGCACAAAAAAAUAAAAUAAACAGAGGAGAAAGAAAAAAAAAACAAUAAAAACCUAAAAAAAACAUUGAUUUUUCUUUCUGAUUCUCCGAUGUUCUAAGAUCGAUCUUACGUUUGAUUGUUUGUCAAUUUUCUUCAAUCGGGAAGUUAUUCAACGUAGAUUGUAUUACUGAGAUUUAGAGGAAUCUUGUAUUUUCUUCUUAUUAGCUACUUGUUUCACACUUCGAAAUCGAAGUCAAUGGCAUCAACAGCAUCAUCCAUUGAGAAAAGUGAAGAAGAAUGGAGAGCCGUUCUUUCACCCGAGCAGUUUCACAUCCUCCGCCAGAAAGGAACUGAAUUGAAGGGUACUGGAGAGUAUAACAAAUUUUAUGAAGAAGGGGUUUACAAUUGUGCUGGAUGUGGAACUCCACUUUAUAAGUCUUCUACCAAAUUUGAUUCUGGUUGUGGUUGGCCUGCUUUCUUUGAGGGUUUCCCUGGAGCUAUCAAUCGCUAUCCUGAUCCAGAUGGUAGGAGGACUGAGAUAACUUGUGCAGCAUGUGGUGGGCACUUGGGUCAUGUAUUCAAAGGAGAAGGGUUCAAGGUUCCAACUGAUGAACGCCACUGUGUCAACAGUGUUUCUGUCAAAUUUAUUCCUGGAAAUGCUACUUCUUCCAUAUGAAACAUUAUUUUGUAAUGAAUUAGAUGUGUUAAGUGAUAUAAUUUCUAGCUUGUAGUCUUGUUUGAUGGUUCCAAAACAGUUAUGAUUAUAAGGUUGAACCAUUGAACACAGUUUAGACUGAAAUUAAUAAAAUCCUUUUCUUACCUA
Medicago truncatula (barrel medic) is the source of this 848-nucleotide messenger RNA. RefSeq names its product peptide methionine sulfoxide reductase B5. Gene Ontology annotation, molecular function: peptide-methionine (R)-S-oxide reductase activity. The record is from RefSeq and is a predicted model, not a curated record. The transcript has 5 exons. Gene Ontology annotation, biological process: response to oxidative stress; protein repair. Bases 282 to 701 code for a protein of 139 amino acids. Lineage: Eukaryota; Viridiplantae; Streptophyta; Magnoliopsida; Fabales; Fabaceae.